UUGAAAUCGUCAUCAAACGGAACAGUUGUGAAUUACGAUGCAUUGCAGUGGAGAACAUUCAGUGUGUUUUAGUGUAUAAUUCAAAUUAAUAUAUAGUUUUCUUCUAAUGCUGACAAGGGUUAUAUUUUGGCAAUUCGCCAGUGUUGGAGGUUUGACUGUGACGUGCCGGUGGGACCCGGACAGUGGUCUUCAUGUUUAAUGACAACCCAGGGAACCGACAUGCUGAAGUACCUUACGCAGAAAUUCAGAUCUCAGACUUUAAAUGAAAUUCAACCUUUUCAAAAUAAGGGCGACGAGGACCACGACUCAGGGACGGAGUCGGACGAGGACAUACACGAUGAGCUAGAGGACGUAGAUGACUCUGUUUCUGAUUGUUCCCACCAUUUUUGCUGCACAUGCAACCAGUCCUCCAUGUCUAGAACAACAACCCACGAAAUCAGUGAAUACAGCCUCGACAGCAUUAGCUGUACGUCCGACUACGAACGACAAAGCCUCGACUUCGAGCGACAUAGCUCAGAAGAGGAACUGUCCACAAUACACAAGGAGAUCGCAUCAGAAAAACGAAAAUGGUCUCAUGCUCAUUCAUUAAGUUGCGACAGUACCGGAAGUGUUGAUGAGGAAGUCAAAGAACUAAUGUUGGAACCGCAACCGAUCAUGUUUAGUUCUUCACCUCCAAAGGACAUAUCUGUCGAUUAUACUACAUGUAUUUCAUUUGACCAUGAAAAUGAACAGAAUUGUGAAGGAACUAUCCAUCUCAUAGUUGGACCAGGGUCUCAAACUUCUAGUUUUAGAUCAGAAAACUCAUGUGAUGUAGUUUUAAGCAAAGAUAAAAAGAAACACCAAGCUAUUACUCCAAACUCUAAAUUGUCUUUUCCAAAGGGAGCGGUCCCGGCGUUAAUAUCGCCAAGAAAACGACAUCGCAAGAUUUCAGUCUCGGAAAACGGAAGUGAAUAUCAAUCAUCCGCCGUGAGGCGACCCAGUCUUGACUUCGAGAAAAUGCAGAAAAAUGCAGUGAAAAAACAAUGUGUACACAGUGUUGGCAAAGCAAAAGUUGUUAAAAUCAAGACCGUGAGCGGAGGUAAUACAGUGACGUCAAAAUGUUUAUCCGACCCCUCCAUUUUCUCAUUCCGGUCCAUCAGCAGCGUCCGUUACGGUCCACUGACGCCAGUGGAACAACCGCCAUGUGCUCACUAGUGAUGACGUCACGGCAUUUUAAAAAUGUCUACAAAGAAUGUCUCAGAGAUGACCCAAGAGCCUGUGGGUGAUUUUGCUUUCAAAAGCAGUGGUUGCAAAAACAGUGCGUGUUAAAGUAUUGUGUUAAGAACUUGCUAUUAUUUUCUCAGGCAAAACAACUGAUUUUCUCAGGACAAGAUGACAAGAACAACGCCGAUGGGGACAAAGGAACUUGGUAUGAACGUGUUUGGGGGUGAGAGUGAAAAGUGCGCGUUUCUGCUGCACGGAAAAUUGAGAAGUUGUGUUCAACACUGGUAGUGUAAUACUAGUAUGUUUUGUGGGGUUUUCUUUUUAAAAGUGACGAGAAAAUGGCAAAUCAUUAUUAGGGUAUACACUCUUUGUAUAUUUCAUGAACUAACUUGCCAUAUACCAUUUAUUUUCAUAUUCUUUAUACUUGACAUGGAUAUGUACAUUUUACGCACAGAUUUUUUUUUUUUUUGUAAUUUCUACAUAGACGAAUGUGUGUAGAUAUGAGUAGUCCUCCCCACAUUUUCUACCUCCGACGUUAGAGAUUAGGCGAUGUCUUUCCAAUGUUGUAUAAUCACUGAGGUCACAUAAGUGACAAAAGUUCAUACAACUUUUAGUUUUUUAUUCUAUAUACGUCUGUUGAUAUUUUUUCUGUAUGCUUAAUUGUGAUGAUAUGGUGUUAUGUGGUGUUAAAACAACCAAUUUUCUUUAUAGUAAUGUACAUGUAUUAGUAUCUGAAAUUUUUACAUACUUUUCACCGUGUACAUUACCAGCAACGGGAUUAUUACUCAUGAUCAUUGUUACCAAAACGAAAUACAUUGUAAACAUGGUAGGAAAUGAGCAUGUACACAAGACCAUCUGUAUUGGACUAUUGUGCAAUAUAAGCCUUUAUCAAUCAGUAAUUGUUUUGAUGCUGAGUAAUUUGAGGAUCGCGGGUCGAUCCUUUAUUCCAUAAAUGCAUCUCAAUUCUUGUGAAAUGACAUCCAGAACCCCGUUAUGAGACGCACAAAAUACGGAUGUCUACCAGUUUUUUUUUUUUUUUUUUUUUUUGUUUUUUUUUUGUUUGUUUGUUUAGAAAUCUUUGUAAAAAUGUGUUUUACAGAAUUUUUGAUGUUGUAAAUCCGCAUAUAGGUAAGUCGAUGGGUCUCUAUAUUUAUGAUCCGACGCAGCUCUUCGCCCGCAGCAGGAAAAGAACGAAAUCUGACAUCGUAUAUAACGCUAAUUACGCCAAUUAUUUACGUCUCCCUAGUGUAUUUUAUUAUUCUUUAUCAACUAGACUAAAGUAGAAAAUGUGAUCAAACGACACCCGGCUACCUGUUUAAAUCAUUUUUUCAUUUCUUUACAUAUCAAAAUAUGGUAGAGCCGACGACACGUUUACACGCCAUUAAAAACAAGUGGAUAAUUCCUGAACCGGUAAUCGAUACCAAUUUCGUGGGUAAUAUACAUUGAUUAAAGUCAAUCAAAUACAUAUGUGGCACGCUUUGAAAAAUCUGAUAUCAAAAAAAUUCUACCCUCAAACUGUGUUGCUUUCAAAACACAAGUUGAUGUAAAGGAUUUGAUCGUAACACCUUAACGCUGCAAAUUACGUACCACGCAAUUCUGUUAGCCUUGACCUUGCAAUGCGAGUAUAUUAAUUAAUUUCUUGAAUCAAAAGGAUUGAAAGUCGUUUUUUAGUCCCACACACAUUAUGUGUAAUCAUGUGGCUUUGCAAAAUGCUGAACAGAAAAAUAUUUUUGUAAGUCUAUUUUCCUCUAUUUAAGUCUAUUUCCUCUAUUUACCAUAGACAGUUACUGUAGACAGUUUCGUUUGAUACUAAAUUUAAGAAUUGUCAGUUACAUGUGUGUUACCCUUGGAUGACGUAUACUGUUAUACUGUUAUACAUGCAGAUACAUUUGUUCAUAGUAUGUAACUUUAAGGAACAAGCAAUGCAGGUGAAUGAAUAUAUAAUAAAAUAUAAAAACUGUAA
Saccostrea echinata is the source of this 3166-nucleotide messenger RNA. RefSeq lists its product as uncharacterized. Bases 199 to 1194 code for a protein of 331 amino acids. The transcript is spliced from 5 exons. The record is from RefSeq and is a predicted model, not a curated record. Lineage: Eukaryota; Metazoa; Mollusca; Bivalvia; Ostreida; Ostreidae.